CAUUCUGACAAUGCGAUCAGCGGCCCCCUACUUUCCCUUUUACACCUGUGAAUUUUACUUUGAAAUCAAAACUGAUUCAUGGCUUCUUCCGCUAAUUCUAGGCUCGAAAUCCUCACUCGACACUUAACUUCGGCAGCUUUUGCCUCUAAGGCUGGCUCUGAUGGUGAAAAUUUGGAGUGGAUUAAGAUAUCACCUGAGGUAUCAGAAGCACUAAAAACUGGCAGCCCAAUUGUUGCACUUGAAUCCACCAUAAUAUCUCAUGGAAUGCCUUAUCCUCAGAAUUUUGAGACAGCUAAGGAGUUGGAGGUCAUUGUGAGGAAGAAUGGAGCUGUACCUGCAACUAUCGCUAUUCUGGAUGGUGUACCAUGCAUAGGCUUGACUACAGAAGAACUAGAGAUUUUAGCACGCCUUGGUAGCAAAGCUCGGAAAACUGCUAGUAGAGACAUUGCAGUUGUUAUGGCAGGCAGGGAGAAUGGAGCAACUACUGUCUCUGCAACAAUGUAUCUUGCUUCAGUGGUUGGUAUUCCAAUAUUUGUCACUGGUGGUAUUGGAGGAGUUCACAGACAUGGAGAGAACACAUUGGAUAUUUCGUCUGAUCUCACCGAGCUUGGAAUUACUCCUGUGGCUGUGAUCUCUGCUGGUGUAAAAUCGAUACUAGAUAUUCCCCGAACACUUGAAUAUUUGGAAACUCAAAGAGUUACUGUUGCAGCUUAUCAAACCGAUGAGUUCCCUGCUUUCUUCACACAAACCAGUGGCUGCAAGGCACCUGCUCGAGUAGAAUCGCCAGAACAUUGUGCUCGAGUUAUAGAUGCAAACAUAAGACUUGAGCGGAAGAGUGGAAUAUUGAUAGCAGUCCCCAUUCCAAGGGAGCAUUCUGCUUCUGGACAUUUGAUUGAGUCGGCAAUACAGCAAGCUCUCCAAGAAGCACGAGAGAAGAAGAUAAGUGGCAAUGCGGAAACUCCAUUCUUGCUUGCAAGAGUGAACGAACUUACUGGUGGAGCAUCUCUGGCUUCAAACAUUGCCCUCGUGAAAAAUAAUGCCUCUGUUGGUGCUAAAAUUGCUGUUUCGCUGACCCAGCUUCAAAAGCAUAGUGGUAAAAGGUUGUAACACUUGGCUUUCGCUCAUUGUUCAAGAUUCCUCACUGCUGCCCCCGUGGGAGUCCGGACUGUGUCUCAAUGCCAGUGUGGCUGAUCAUCCGAAAAGAUAUUUGCCCUUCUCCCUAUGAUUUCAGCUAAGCACUUUAAGCUCCGAGUCUGAAGGAAGCAUGUCAUCAGCGAUAUAAGCUUGUCUUUGCUCCGUUGGGAGUACUUUCCCCAAUGAUCCCCAUGUAUAGAGAAGUUAAAGACGGUCUCCUGGCUGAUCAGGUGGUUGAGUGUGUGCGCGCCUAUAUAUAUAUAGGCGUGUCGUGUGUGUAGAAUGUUAAAUGGCCUCUGAGCCUAUGUCUAUCCCAUUUGACUAGCAUUGAUCAAACCAUUUGAGAGAUAAUGCUUUAACCUUUUACCUAUCUUCAAGAGAAUGAACCUCAAGUUUGUUUUUCCUAA
Molecule: messenger RNA, 1541 nt
Organism: Nicotiana tabacum (common tobacco)
Lineage: Eukaryota; Viridiplantae; Streptophyta; Magnoliopsida; Solanales; Solanaceae
Product: pseudouridine-5'-phosphate glycosidase
Cellular component (GO): cytoplasm
Molecular function (GO): hydrolase activity, acting on glycosyl bonds; pseudouridylate synthase activity
Source: RefSeq, a predicted model, not a curated record